Messenger RNA from Lates calcarifer (barramundi perch), 2473 nucleotides. It is a transcript of the gene tfb2m, whose product is annotated as transcription factor B2, mitochondrial. The transcript is spliced from 10 exons. The record is from RefSeq and is a predicted model, not a curated record. Gene Ontology annotation, biological process: transcription initiation at mitochondrial promoter; rRNA methylation. Lineage: Eukaryota; Metazoa; Chordata; Actinopteri; Centropomidae. Bases 216 to 1571 code for a protein of 451 amino acids. Gene Ontology annotation, molecular function: mitochondrial transcription factor activity; rRNA (adenine-N6,N6-)-dimethyltransferase activity. Gene Ontology annotation, cellular component: mitochondrial matrix.
CACCACGAGACGGGAAUUCUAGAAACAAGCAGCGGAGGGUCAGGAUGAUCAGGGCUCAAUGUCACAGAGCUUUAGCAGCUAACAGACCGCCGAGAGCCUCUUUAACUUCACUUCUGUCGUAAGAUUAGGACAUAUAAGAUAUUCUGCAAGAAGGGGCUCUUUAAACCCCCCCCACCCCCCUUUUCCUCCCCUGUAGUUACAUCCACUGGUCCACCAUGUCCAUCCAGAUGUGUAGAGUGGUGGAGCUGGUGAUGCGCUCUGCUUGCUGCCAGACCAUCAGAAGUAGAUCCUGUCUGCGCAAGGCAGUGUUGGCCCCUCAUGGUCCCUCUGGCCUCUGUGUUCUUGGAGCUCCAGUGCUUCAUAGAAGAGCCUACAGCCUGGACUCGCUCUCUUCAGGUCCUGGUCGGCCCACGCCUAGUCUGAGUUUGCAGCAGCCCCGAACAGAGAGAACGUCCCCCUCUGCAGCACUCACACAGAGGAACCUGUCUGCUGUGGCUGUCCAGGGCCAAUGUCGUCCGCUGUGCCAGUAUGACUUCCUGGACCUUGGGGAGGUAGAGGAGAAUGUACGCCGUGCUCAGGCCUGUAAAAAAAUGAGAACCUUCAUAGUAGACCCAGACCUGGCAAAACUGGUAGCAGAGCAUAUAGGACCAGAGGAUGCUAAAACUGUUAUCUUUGAAUGUAACCCAGGUCCUGGGGUGUUGACAAGGACACUGCUAAAUGCUGGAGCUCAGAGAGUCGUGGCUCUUGAAGGCGACAGAUCUUUCCUACACGAACUACAGGAGUUGGAAGGUCAUCUUGAUGGUCAGCUGGAGGUGGUUCACUGUGACUACUUUAAAUUAGAUCCUUUGGGCACUGGAAACCUGAAACCUCCCAUCAUGUUCUCUGACAAACUGUUCACUGAUCUGGGAAUAUCAGAAGCUAGUUGGACAGAUGACAUCCCAGUGAAGGUGGUGGGUAUCUUGCCCCAGCGUAAUGAGCGUGGCUUGCUGCUGAAGAUGGCUUAUGCUUUGUUUGAACGGCUGUCGGUCUACAGAUAUGGAAGGAUAGAGCUCAACCUCUUCAUAAGCGAGAGGGAAUACCUGAAUCUGGUGGCACGUCCAGGUAACAUGUUGCACUACAGAGCCUUUGGUGUCCUCUGGCAGAUGGCCUGUGAUAUUGAACUACUGCACAAGGAGCCCUGGGCGUCAUUUGUGAUGUCUUCAAGACAGAGUGCACCCAGUCCUAAAGGCAGGCUUCCCAAUGACCAUUUGUGCCUGGUGCGUUUGCGUCCACGGGCUGAUCUGUUCUCUUCUGGCCUCACUUCCUCUAAUGUUUCAACUCUGCUGGUGAUGAUCAAACAGUGUCUGGCUAAGAGGAAGGUCAAGCUCAUCGACAGGCUCAAUCUCUGGUCACCAGAUAGCGGGAGUAAGCUGUUAUCUGAAAUGGGCAUGCCAGAGGACAUACUGACAGGACACGUAUAUCCAGAGGAGUAUCUACAGCUGUUCCAGUUGAUGGACAAGAGCCAGGAGUUCACACAGAGCUGGCUUUAUGAGGAGAUCUUGGAGAACACACAGAGAGAAGGCUGGGGCUAAGAUUCACACACAUGUAUAGAUUUAUGAAAUUAAAAACACAAAAAGGGUAAACUAAUUUGUAAAAUAUAAUGUUUCAUUUAAAAAAGGAAAUAAUAUCAUAUGUAAUCUAAUGAAACAGGACAUACAUAUAUUAAUAAACAUAAAACAGUAAAAAGUAAAAUGGUAAUGGAAUGUUCACAGGCUGAGUGCAUAAAUAUUUUGUUACUGAAAUGAAUGAAGAAAAGGUUUGUGACUAAGUGUACUUGAGGAUAACAGAGAAACAACUUCAAAUGACCUCUUUCAUUAUCCUGAUCCAGGGUACCCAUGAGUUGUGAUCUGAGGCAAAACUGUACCAGAAAUAAUUUAUUUUGAGCCCUCACAUGUAAACCACUUUUCACUGAACUGAUUGUCAACAGCAGAAAAAUUUAAAACUUGUUGAAGGUCAUAAUAAUUAGUUAAAUCACAUACAAGAAAAAUCCCUGUGAACACAACAGCAGCAUGUCCCAGUGGGCUGAAAAAAGCCCUUAUGGAUGCGACAAUAUGACUUGGUGCAUCCAUGACAUAUUUGGUAUUAUUUUAAUUCAGAAAUGGUCAUGUACUACUCUUGAAUGACUGAUACAACAGUUUUACUUCUGCAGUAUAUUGUGACAGCGACUUUACAGAGCAUAAUUCUGCAUGUAUCUUGUAUUGCAUAAUUUUCCAAAGUGACAUUUUGAGGUGACUAGUACUGCAGUAUAAAUGCCCAGCAAGAAGGUUUGCAUAUGUAAAGGAAUUAAGUUUUUCACUGUACAGCUUCAUGUCUUGUAUAUUUUUGUAUAUCCAUUGUGAGUGAAUAAGCUUGUGUAUAUCUAAUAAUUUAAGGAAUGUGUAAGGUGUGUGUCUAAUAUCAUUUUUAAAUCAUUAAAUCAAAUUGUGAUAAUGUA